Molecule: messenger RNA, 1077 nt
Organism: Limanda limanda (common dab)
Lineage: Eukaryota; Metazoa; Chordata; Actinopteri; Pleuronectiformes; Pleuronectidae
Gene: dmc1
Product: DNA meiotic recombinase 1
Exons: 13
Coding region: 1-1029 (342 amino acids)
Biological process (GO): mitotic recombination; chromosome organization involved in meiotic cell cycle; reciprocal meiotic recombination
Cellular component (GO): condensed nuclear chromosome; nucleus
Molecular function (GO): ATP-dependent DNA damage sensor activity; double-stranded DNA binding; ATP binding
Source: RefSeq, a predicted model, not a curated record
AUGAAGUCUGCAGAGGAUCAGGUCGUUGAAGAGGACACCGGUUUCCAGGAUGAGGAGGGGUCGUUCUUCCAAGACCUCGACGUCCUACAGAAACACGGGAUUAAUGUGGCAGACAUCAAAAAGCUGAAGUCAGUGGGUAUCUGCACUGUGAAGGGGAUCCAGAUGACCACUCGCAAGGCUCUGUGCAACAUCAAGGGCCUGUCAGAGGCCAAGGUGGAAAAAAUCAAGGAAGCUGCAGGGAAAAUGCUGAGUGUUGGUUUCCAGACGGCCUUUGAGUACAGUGCCAAGAGGAAGCAGGUGUUCAACAUCACGACUGGGAGCCAGGAGUUUGAUAAGCUUCUGGGUGGAGGUAUAGAGAGCAUGGCGCUCACAGAGGCUUUUGGAGAGUUCCGCACAGGGAAAACCCAGCUGUCUCACACACUUUGUGUCACUGCUCAGCUGCCAGGCGAGGAUUCCUACUCAGGCGGGAAAGUCAUCUUCAUCGACACAGAGCACACCUUUCGUCCAGACAGACUGAAAGACAUCGCCGACAGGUUUAACGUGGACCACGAUGCUGUGCUGGACAACGUGCUUUAUGCUCGAGCCUACACAAGUGAACACCAGAUGGAGUUGUUGGACUUUGUUGCAGCCAAAUUCCACGAGGAAGGAGGAGUGUUUAAACUGUUGAUCAUCGACUCCAUUAUGGCUCUGUUCAGAGUAGAUUUCUCAGGUCGUGGAGAACUGGCUGAGCGGCAGCAGAAACUAGCGCAGAUGCUCUCCAGGCUGCAGAAGAUCUCUGAAGAGUACAAUGUAGCCGUGUUCCUCACCAACCAAAUGACAGCUGAUCCUGGAGCAGGAAUGACGUUUCAAGCUGAUCCCAAGAAGCCAAUCGGUGGACACAUCCUGGCCCACGCCUCCACUACGCGAAUUAGCUUGAGAAAGGGACGCGGAGAGAUGAGGAUUGCCAAAAUAUUUGACAGUCCUGACAUGCCUGAGAACGAAGCCACGUUUGCCAUCACCGCUGGAGGAGUCGCCGAUGCCAAAGAGUGACAGGAGGAGACGCAGCUCUCAGCCCAGUUCCAGUUCCAGCCAUUUUAA